Messenger RNA from Danio rerio (zebrafish), 3752 nucleotides. The record is from RefSeq and is a predicted model, not a curated record. NCBI's taxonomy places the organism in Eukaryota, Metazoa, Chordata, Actinopteri, Cypriniformes, Danionidae.
UUUCUGCUUUUGAUAACGUUUGGAAACAAUCAAACAGACAUUAUUCAUUCAGACAAAAAGCCCACUGCUCUACUUGCCAUUGGGUUUGUUCUGGUCGGGCCAAAUGUUCUGCUCCUGCUAAAAAGCACAUGGAAGUUCAUUUUCAAGAGUGCAACCAUGCCAGCUAAAAAAACAGUUUUCUGGGUAAGCAGACAUAAUGUACCACCAUAGAACCUAAUUGUUUUAGCCAUAACCUUUCUGACUUUGCCCUUUCCUCUAUAGGUCCUUUGUGUUGAAAUCCUGGUAGCAUUGGGAGCUGCAGUUCUUACAAUUGUAGCCAUGCCACACUUUGACAUUGUCACUAAUGUGAUGAUCCUAAACAGUGUGAGCAUUUUAUCCGCAGUUUUCCAGGUGGUUGCAGAGUGCCUUGCCAAAGAGAGGAAGCGUCUUAUAAUGCUCCCGGUUUUAUCUAUUAUCUUUAUAGUCCUGGGUUAUGUGUUGUUUGUGGUCAACUAUCUGGUAUUCGAAAGUUCUUUUUGUAUAACAAUUGGACUUGCCAUCUUUGGGACCAUCUGCGUUUCUAUGAACUGGUGGGAAAACUACAGUACACUUUUUAACAGUUUACACCUAAAGGGGAUAUCCAAAGACAUUGGCAAAUCUCGUAAUGCAGUGAACAUCAUCUCCAGCUUGACAAGAAUCCUGAUUACUUCAGCUGUGAUUGGAGCGUAUGUCACUCUAACAGGUGAUGGCUGGAAUUCAGUCAAACUUGUCUUUGAAACGGUUGUCAUUGCAUUGGUUGUCAUCCAGACUCUAUCCUCAGCCUUGUGUCGCUGGUUUGUGGUCGUGGCUUGCAAGAUGCACGCUUUGCGACGUAGUUUUUUUAUGCCCAUGUACUUUGCCUCAGUUAUAGUUUUGGCAGUGUUUUUGUCUCCACUUGUAGUCAAGUUCCCUGUGUCUAAUUACACUUCAAUCCCUCUAGACAAAAGUGAAUCCAGUGUAGAGUGGGUGAAGUUGUUGCUGGCCGAUGCCAUAAAAACUUUACUCACCAGAGACAUUGUGGUAAACAUGAAAACAGAAGGACUGGUCUGUUUAGGCUGUUCUGCUCUCUUCUGGUGGCUGGGACUUGUGCUUAGCACAGUUUAUAUCUGGUUCCUAAAGAUCCAUCGAAUUGAAAGAACCCAAGAUCUGUUUGUGCAACGCAUGUAUGAAGGAGCGUUUUUGGAGCAGUCCUUGUUGCUGAACACUCGUUUUGAAAUCAGAAAGAAAAUCAAGGACAAAAAGUGUGCACAAAUUAUCCGAGUGUUUCUAUGUGCUACAAUGUGGCAUGAAACCUAUGAUGAAAUGAUGAAGAUAAUCAUCUCUAUGUUCAGACUUGAUGCAUAUAGGCCCAAAACCGGAAAACACAGCGAUAUUGAGUUUGAAUUUCAUGUUUAUUUUGAUGACGCUUUCAAGGAUGACAGUAAUCAAAGGGAGCGCCUUGCAAAUGAAUACGUUGAAAUUCUUGUGGAAGUUAUUAAAGAAGUUUACAUCAUUUUUAGUGAGGAGGAUCCAUGUGUCUUCAAGAAGAUGCAACCAUUACCAACCCAGAAGAUCAUAAGCACUCCUUAUGGAGGUCGGCUGGAAUACACACUUCCAAAAGGCAAUGUCAUGAUGGUUCACCUCAAAGACAAGCAACUUAUCCGUCACAAAAAAAGAUGGUCUCAGAUAAUGUACUUGUAUUACAUUCUUGGCUGGAGACUUAACAAACAGUACUAUGAGAAAUUUGAGGCAGGUGAAGAACCGGAUUUGCUUAAAGAAAAACUAAAGAGAGAAAGAGAGAACACAUAUAUCCUGGCUCUGGAUGGGGAUACAGAUUUCCAGCCUUCUGCAGUCAUGCUGUUAAUUGACAGACUUAAACUCUACCCAGAGGUCGGAGCCGCCUGUGGCAGGAUUCAUCCCACAGGCACAGGACCGAUGGUGUGGUAUCAGAAGUUUGAAUACGCUGUAGGCCACUGGCUGCAAAAGACUGCCGAGCAUGUAUUCGGUUGUGUGCUCUGCAGUCCUGGAUGUUUUAGUCUUUUCAGAGGAGCUGCACUUGUGGAAGACAACGUCAUGAAGAGAUACACAACCAAAGCCAGUGAAGCCAGCCAUUAUGUCCAAUAUGAUCAAGGUGAGGACCGCUGGUUGUGCACUCUGUUGCUGCAGCAGGGUUGGAGAGUGGAGUACAAUGCAGCAUCUGAUGCCUACACCAAUGCUCCACAGGAUUUUAAAGAGUUCUACAACCAACGCAGGCGCUGGGGACCUUCUACCAUGGCCAACACUAUUGACCUCCUGGGCUCAGGACAACUGACUUCUCAAAGGAACAGCUCUAUCUCAAAACUUUAUAUAUUGUACCAGAUUAUCAGCAUGGCAGCUUCCAUCUUGGGUCCUGCUACUAUCUGCCUCAUGAUAUCAGGAAGCUUUGUGUUCAUAUUCAAUAUGAAUGAAAAUACUGCCCUUGCUUUGGCGAUAGUGCCCCCUACGGUCUACCUUAUCCUGUGCUUCAAACUGAAAUCUGAUACACAGAUUAGAAUUGCAGCAAUCAUGAGCAUUAUCUAUGCAUUUCUCAUGGCUGGAACAAUUCUCUCUAUCAUCGGUGAUUUAGUCAAGCAAAAUACUUUUCUGACCCCUAGUGGUCUGUUUCUCAUUGGCAUGGUCAUGCUGUACGUCAUCACAGCAGCUUUGCACCCUCAGGAGUUCUCACUGGUUGUCUAUGGUUUGCUAUACUUCAUCUGCAUUCCCAGUGGCUAUCUGCUAUUAGCCAUUUACUCCAUUGUCAACAUGAACAAUGUCUCAUGGGGGACUCGUGAGUCCGGCGGCCAGACGAAGACUUCUGCAGUGAACAGUCUCAAGAAGAAGUUUAUGAACGCCACAUGCUGCAAAUGUCCAUGCUUGGAAUAUGAAGAUGAAACUAGCAAGGAGAUAUUACCAGCAGAAACCAUAACAAAAACUGAAACGUCACAAAUUACCUUGGAUAUACAAAGUGCAAAUGUCUUCCCAACCAGUCCUUACAGUUUAGAUCGAAAACCUUGGAUUCAACGUUUGCAGCCAAAAUUUGGUUUUUGGUUGAAGAGUAAAUCCGAAUGCAAACUUUCUACAGAUGAAGUCAGUUUUUGGAUGGAAAUGCAAAACAAAUAUCUGGAACCUCUUAUGGAAAAUAAAGAACAACAAGAAAAAAUAGCUAAUGAUCUGAGAGAACUUCGAAAUAAGGUUACAUUUGUCUUUUUCUUCUGCAAUGCACUUUGGCUAGCGGCAACUUUCUUCCUUCAAACAAUUGGUGAUGCGGUCUCUAUAAAGAUCCCAAAAAUCUACCCCAAUGGGACUCAUUCUUCAACAGAAACGUUGUCUCUUGAUCCGAUUGCGCUGAUGUUUCUACUCAGUUUUGCAGUACUGCUGAUAAUGCAGUUUCUUGGAAUGCUUUAUCACAGGAUUUACACAUUAAUCCAUUAUGUGGCUUAUGCUGAUACAGAAAUUAAAGCCCAUAGAAAGCAGUCAGAACAGGUUGCACAAAUCGUGGACUCAAACCACCAUCAAGAGACUACGGAGGAUGAUGGAACAUUAUGGUUUCAGAACCCCUCUACCAUAGGACACAUAACUGCUGUAUAGAAGUUUGGAUUUAACUCUCAUUAAUGCUGUAUAAAAUAAAUAUUUAUUUAAAUCUGAAUGUAUUGUAUGUUGUGGCCUAAACUAUUAUGUUGGUCAAUUAUUUAUGUAUAAACUGAAUUCUCAAAAUAAAAUAUUGUAUAACUGUUAAA